AGUUCUAAAAUUCAAAAAAGUGAAGGAAGAUGGAGAAGGAAUAGUCAUUUUCUGUGUGCCCAACACUCUUUGCAUCAAGUCUUUCACAUACUCGAUCAUAUUUAUUAAUAAUAGUGCUGCCACUCCAUAAAGACAACGCAGAAGAAAGAAACCCUUGCAUUCUUUCUUCCAUUGCUGCUCCUAAGUAAUCAUGAGUCUUUGUGCCAUCAUUACUAUCAAAAGCCUCUCUCUCUCUCUCUCUAUUUCCUUUUUCAUUUUUGUUUUCAGAUGAAAAUACAAUUUCCCAGCUAUAUAAUUCUUGUGUUUUCACCCCAGUUGGUGCACACACAACAAUCAUCUCUUCCUAUUCCUAGCUCUCUCUUUUAUCCAAGUUUUUUCAUAGAACAAAAGUUUCUCUUUUUUUCCCGUUUCGAUCUUAAAACAUGUGGGUUAACUCUUCUGAACGUGUGUGCAAGCCACGACAUAAUGUUCGUGUUCGAAGACUCGACAGGUUGAGAAGAUUAAGGAAAGGAGAGGGGACAAAGAAGACGGUGGUCAGCAUUAAAACAGAUAUGCAAACGAAGAACUUGAAACUAUACGUGGAGAAUCAAAUCAUCAUAGAAGAAAACGAGAGGCUGAGAAAGAAAGCAUUUUUCCUUCACCAGGAGAACCAAACACUAUUGGCUCAGCUACAAAAGAAGUUGUCUAAUACCCAGAAUCAGAUCUGAGAACCAUGAAAAUACCACCUUUAAUUUAUACAUACAGAGAAAGAGAGAGGAAGAAUUAGAGGGGGAGAUGUUUCUUUGGUUAUUUGUUGUUUAUCUUUGAUUUUGGAGCUUUAAUGGGUAUAUGAAUGAUGGUGUACAACAUAGAGUUUAGCAGCUGUAUGUAUGUUAUUUUUACGUCUUUAAUUUGUUGGGCACUCUUGAAUGAAUAAUUAAAUGUAUGGAUACUUUUUGUGUA
Messenger RNA from Hibiscus syriacus, 942 nucleotides. RefSeq names its product protein LITTLE ZIPPER 3-like. The record is from RefSeq and is a predicted model, not a curated record. The transcript has 2 exons. The coding region runs from base 423 to 707 and encodes 94 amino acids. NCBI's taxonomy places the organism in Eukaryota, Viridiplantae, Streptophyta, Magnoliopsida, Malvales, Malvaceae.